Molecule: messenger RNA, 441 nt
Organism: Lolium perenne
Lineage: Eukaryota; Viridiplantae; Streptophyta; Magnoliopsida; Poales; Poaceae
Source: RefSeq, a predicted model, not a curated record
AUGGACCGUCCGCAAGAGCCGCCUACCGCCGGCGGUACACCUCCUUCGGGCGCGGUGGUUGAUGUCCCCGUCGGAGGUCCGCCGGCCGCCGGCGUCGUGUCGGCCAUGAUCGCCUCCACCAUCCCGUCGAAGAGGAAGAGGAUCCCGAAGCAAUUCUUCGAAGCACCGGCGGCGGCCGCCGAUUCACCGGGCGAAGCGCCGCCGGCUGCCAAGAAGACGGGUCGGAUGAAGACCAAGGCCGCCGGGCCGAGGGGCGUGGCGCCGGCCAAGGUGCGGACCAAGGCAAUCAGCCGCAUCGGCCUCGCGCCUCCGCCGGCCUCCAAGGUCACGACCCCUCCUCCGUCCGUUCCGGCCGUUGCGCUGCCCGCGCCGCCACGCGCCGCCCGCGCCGCCCGCGCCGCCGCCAACCACCAUCGACGUAGAAAAGGUGUUCGAUGUUGA